AUGCUCUAAUAAAAACAUAAGAGACUUAGAAAACUCUACUCAAGUAAAAAUUCCUCAAGACAUUUGAAUAAUAACUUUAGGAAAUCUAAACUCACAAAGACUUGGAGUUUCAAGAACUCAAUAGAUAUUUACGUUGAUGCUAUCAUAAAUGCUCUUAAAAAGAAAGAUAUUGAGACAUUUGAUUUGCAGCAAAAGCUUUUGCAAUACUCAGAGAUUUAUAACACCAAUGAUUUUAAAUCAAAGUAAAUGGAGAAAAACUUCAAUAAGAUUAAAAAGUUCAUUGUAAACUAAGGGGAUAUAUUGAGCACUGAGCUGGCCUAGAUAUAAACUAAAAACUCAGGAUAGUAUAAUUUAAUUGAAGAGGUGUUAUGUAAGAGAGUAAAUAAGUACCUUGUAAGUGUGAAAGAUUUUAUAAAUUAGUUUAAACUAUGA
Messenger RNA from Stylonychia lemnae, 432 nucleotides. The record is from the annotation of a GenBank genome assembly. NCBI's taxonomy places the organism in Eukaryota, Ciliophora, Spirotrichea, Sporadotrichida, Oxytrichidae.